AUGGCAGUUCAAAUUGAAAUAACCGCAUCAUCUAAGAUGGAACGCACUGGAGGAAGACAGGCGCUAUUUCACAUGGCAAACUGCAUAAGUGAUACGGUUCAUUUUCUGCUGAAAACCAUACUGUUCUUAUUUGCGAACCAGGACACACCAUCUAAAACAGAUGAGGAAAAGCCAAGUAUCAUAUGGAAUUAUGUAGCGAUCGCUCUAGUAAUACUCGCAGUUAUCCUCUCCGUUGCAUUGAUGUUGAGUAGGCGACUGCAGUCUGCUUUUCCGUACAACGUGAUUGUUGCUGCAAUAAUAAUUAUCCUAUUCAUUUAUGGAAUGGGAUUUUUCUUCUAUAUCAGUGAUAAGUUUCAUACGCUUUACUCUCUGCUCAUUACACUGGCUAUUGCGAUCAUAGUACUACUGAUAACAUUCAACUUGAAAACAAUGCAGUUGGGUGGAUUCAUUUUGUUUUUCACACUAGCAUGUGUAUUCGCUGUAGCGGGAAUCGUUCUGUUGGCUGUCAAAUUUCGCGAUAGAUUAUUCAGGAUUUUGGGUGGAGCAUGCUUAGCCGUUUCUACAUUCUUCAUUAUGUUUAUCACGGGGUGUGAACUAGGAUUGCGUUUCAGAAGAGGCUCUCCAACCUCUGCUGUGUUGAUUGAAAUGUUUGUGUAUUUCUUCGAAAUGAUAGCACUAUUUUUUUCAAUAUACCUAUGUUUCAUGGAUCCAAAAGCACCCAAAGGCCCUACAGCAAUUGGAGUCUCUUAGACUUAUAUAACUAUGAGUUAGACAGUAAAGUAACACUCGAUGCUGAAAACUCUCCCCUUCUAAAUAAAUGCA
Molecule: messenger RNA, 822 nt
Organism: Trichobilharzia szidati
Lineage: Eukaryota; Metazoa; Platyhelminthes; Trematoda; Strigeidida; Schistosomatidae
Source: the annotation of a GenBank genome assembly